This is a messenger RNA of Aspergillus vadensis CBS 113365, 552 nucleotides long. RefSeq names its product ADP-ribosylation factor-like protein. Gene Ontology annotation, cellular component: lysosomal membrane. The transcript is spliced from 6 exons. Gene Ontology annotation, biological process: protein transport. The record is from RefSeq and is a predicted model, not a curated record. Gene Ontology annotation, molecular function: GTP binding; GTPase activity. The coding region runs from base 1 to 552 and encodes 183 amino acids. Lineage: Eukaryota; Fungi; Ascomycota; Eurotiomycetes; Eurotiales; Aspergillaceae.
AUGGCGGGUAUCUUUCGCACGAUCUAUGACUGGCUCCUGAGGAUGUUCUGGGCGACGGAGAUGGAUGUGACCAUGAUUGGUCUCCAGAAUGCAGGAAAGUCUUCGUUGUUACGUGUGCUUGCGGGCGGCGAGUUCACUGUAGAUUCUAUUCCCACGAUCGGGUUCAACACGAAACGAGUUCAGAAGGGACAUGUGACUCUCAAAUGCUGGGAUCUAGGUGGACAGCCACGGUUUCGACCGAUGUGGGAGCGAUACUGUCGUGGAGUGAAUGCGAUCGUGUACAUUGUGGAUGCAGCAGAUCGGGCUGCCUUACCCGUAGCCAAAGAGGAGUUGCACGAGCUGAUGAACAAAGAGACGCUUAACGGGAUCCCACUGUUGGUUCUUGGGAACAAGUCCGACCUUCCGGAGAAGCUGUCGGUCGACGAUCUGAUCCACGAGAUGGACCUGAAAUCCAUCACUCAUCGCGAAGUGAGCUGCUAUGGGAUCAGUGCUAAAGAGGAGACGAACCUCGAUGCUGUUCUGCAUUGGUUAAUCGCUCGAGCCAGUCGAUGA